AUGCCCGCCACACAGCAGGCGUGCAAAACAGCUGCGUGGACGGAAGAAGAGGAGACAGAGGGUGCAGCUGUUCCCAGGCCGCCUGAUUUCCUCGGGGCGCUCCCGAGAGAGGCAGCGUCAGCAGCUGGCACUCACCUGAGCUCGUCAGUCACCUGGCAGCACGCCUCAGGAUUCCCGAGAAAGGCUGACCCGCGGACCCAGGCCGAGGUGGGGGAACUCAGGCUGGCGAAGGGCCUGGUGGUCACCAACAGCAGAGCCAUGACAGAGCCACCUGCGAGCCGGAGACCACCUGCCAGGCGGACGGAGGCGGCCCCGGGCGAGAGCCGGCCGACCGUCUGCUGCUGGAAGGACGCUCCGCUGCUGGAGCGCGGGCCCCGUGCCUAG
Rangifer tarandus platyrhynchus (Svalbard reindeer) is the source of this 384-nucleotide messenger RNA. NCBI's taxonomy places the organism in Eukaryota, Metazoa, Chordata, Mammalia, Artiodactyla, Cervidae. The record is from the annotation of a GenBank genome assembly.